AUGCCUUCCCCGAUCCCUGUGACCCGCCUGCUGCCCAGAGACCUCUACCCCUCCCUGGACAUCGGGACGUGCAGCAGCCCGCUGACCAAACACCCGCACGGCUCCACCCUACAGGUCCCUGCUCAGCGGCUCCACGGCAGAGUCGGAAGCCGGCUCUGGUCCUCCGUCAUCCUGUGGAAGGAGCUGCGGUCCGUGCAGCCGGUGGGCUCCGGCGGGUUCGGCUCCGUGUACCGGGCGGAGUACCUCGGGGAGACCGUGGCGCUGAAGCGGGUGAAGAAGUGCACGAAGAACCAGCUGGCUUCCCGCCAGAGCUUCUGGGCCGAGCUGAACGCGGCGCACCUGCGACACCAGAACAUCGUGCGCGUCAUAGCGGCCACCACCUGCGUGCCCGCGGACCGUGGAGAUGAGAGUAGCAUCGGGACGAUCCUGAUGGAAUUCGUCGGGACCCGGGACCUGCAGCAGAUCAUCUACGGCGGCGCGGAGCAGCUGGGGGGGGACCGGUGGUUCAGGUACUCCACCGACAUCCUCCGCGGGCUACGGUUCCUCCACUCCCACGGCGUCGUUCACCUGGACAUUAAACCGGCCAACGUGCUCGUGUCCGCUCAGGACGUCUGCAAGAUCGUGGACUUCGGUUGUUCUGUGAAACUGGACCGCGGGUCUGAGCCGAGCGCCAUCAGCCCCCACUUGAGCCACGUAGGCGGCACGUACACGCACCGAGCCCCGGAGCUGCUGAAGGGCGAGGGGGUGUCUCCUAAAGCGGACAUCUUCUCCUUCGGGAUCACGCUGUGGCAGCUGAUCACCAGGGACCAGCCCUACACCGGAGACCGGCAGCACGUGCUCUACGCCGUGGUGGCGCACAACCUGCGGCCGUCGGUCCAGGACCACCCGUGGUUCGGGUCGGAGCAGGGCCGGCUGUGCAGGACUCUGCUGAGCCGGUGCUGGAGCGGAGAGGCACGCUGCAGACCCAGCGCCCAGGAGCUGCUGCCUCACCUGGAGCAGCUGAGGCCGAGACAUGAAUCAGUGCAGGCGGGGAACACGCACCGGCAGCCGGACAUGUUGCAUCUUCUAGUCGGUACAUCAGCUGCUCAGGACGGAGCAGAGGACUGA
Molecule: messenger RNA, 1107 nt
Organism: Seriola dumerili (greater amberjack)
Lineage: Eukaryota; Metazoa; Chordata; Actinopteri; Carangiformes; Carangidae
Gene: mos
Product: MOS proto-oncogene, serine/threonine kinase
Exons: 1
Coding region: 1-1107 (368 amino acids)
Biological process (GO): protein phosphorylation; negative regulation of metaphase/anaphase transition of meiotic cell cycle; signal transduction
Cellular component (GO): cytoplasm
Molecular function (GO): protein kinase activity; ATP binding
Source: RefSeq, a predicted model, not a curated record